Cyprinodon tularosa is the source of this 3602-nucleotide messenger RNA. It is a transcript of the gene gnai3, whose product is annotated as guanine nucleotide binding protein (G protein), alpha inhibiting activity polypeptide 3. The coding region runs from base 471 to 1535 and encodes 354 amino acids. The transcript has 9 exons. The record is from RefSeq and is a predicted model, not a curated record. Gene Ontology annotation, cellular component: heterotrimeric G-protein complex. NCBI's taxonomy places the organism in Eukaryota, Metazoa, Chordata, Actinopteri, Cyprinodontiformes, Cyprinodontidae. Gene Ontology annotation, molecular function: G-protein beta/gamma-subunit complex binding; GTPase activity; GTP binding. Gene Ontology annotation, biological process: adenylate cyclase-modulating G protein-coupled receptor signaling pathway.
UUCGUUGGGUUUUGUUUGCUUUUAGAUGUAGAUCCAUCUGCAUCUCUCAGAGGGCUGCUGGGUUGUUUUGAUCUUCUGAUCUUAAUUUAUCUUCUAAUCUAAUCUGCAGCUGGAAUUGCUUAAGAUAUGUAAACAUAUCCAUAUUUCCCCUUUUGGCUUUUUAACACUUUGGUUUUCAGUUUAUUUACUUUUGCUGGUUUGUUAAUUUGGAGUUUCCCUCUUUUUUAAUGUAUAGAUAAUUGUUUAGGUAAUAAUCUAUCAGGACUGACAGGGCUGAAGCUGAGCGCAUCAGGCUGAAGGUUGAGUUGGGCGCAGCUCUCGGUGCCACCGCCUCUCUGCGCGCUUCUCCUCUCGGUGGAGAAACUUCAGCUCCCACCCGAGCUGUGGACGGAGACAGAAUAACAUAUACGAAGCGGAUUUUAUUUUGUUUUGUUCUGGAGAAAAAAACAAACAAACAACCAGCAGAAAAAAUGGGCUGCACGAUCAGCGCCGAGGAUAAAGCUGCGGUGGAAAGGAGUAAAAUGAUUGAUAAAAACCUACGAGACGACAGAGAGAAAUCAUCCAGAGAGGUGAAACUGCUUCUACUCGGUGCCGGGGAAUCCGGGAAAAGCACUAUUGUCAAGCAGAUGAAAAUCAUCCACGAAGAUGGCUACUCAGAGGAAGAGUGCAAGCAGUACAAAGUGGUGGUGUACAGCAACACGAUCCAGUCCAUAAUGGCCAUCAUCAGGGCAAUGGGGCUACUAAAGAUAGAUUUCGGAGAUCCUGUCCGAGCGGAUGAUGCACGGCAGCUGUUCACCCUGGCGAGCACAGCGGAGGAAGGAGUGAUGUCUCCGGAGCUGACCGGUGUGAUCUGCAAGCUUUGGAACGAUAGUGGCGUGCAAGCUUGCUUUGAUCGUUCUCGAGAGUAUCAGCUAAAUGACUCGGCGGCAUACUAUUUGAAUGCCUUGGAUAGGAUCUGCAAACCCAACUACAUCCCGACUCAGCAGGAUGUGUUGCGCACCCGCGUAAAGACCACUGGGAUCGUGGAAACUCACUUCACCUUCAAAGAUCUAUACUUCAAAAUGUUUGACGUUGGUGGUCAACGCUCAGAGAGAAAGAAGUGGAUCCACUGUUUUGAAGGAGUCACAGCCAUCAUUUUCUGUGUAGCGCUCAGUGACUACGACCUUGUCUUAGCUGAGGAUGAGGAAAUGAACCGCAUGCAUGAAAGCAUGAAGCUGUUCGACUCCAUCUGCAACAAUAAAUGGUUCAUUCUCACCUCCAUCAUCCUCUUCCUUAACAAGAAAGACUUGUUUGAAGACAAGAUCACCAGGAGCCCGCUUACUAUCUGCUACCCCGAGUACACUGGUCCAAACUCUUAUGAUGAUGCAUCGGCUUACAUCCAGUUACGGUUUGAAGACCUAAACAAACGAAAGGACACAAAGGAGAUUUACACCCACUUUACAUGUGCCACAGACACCAAGAAUGUGCAGUUUGUGUUUGAUGCUGUCACUGACGUCAUCAUCAAGAUCAACCUGAGAGAGAUUGGACUCUACUAACGUUCCUGCUACCAUCCAGGUGAUUUGAAGAAGUCUGGACAUCUGGGAUGUCUUAAAUAAUCGGCUAAUAUUUUUUAUCAAAAGACUAAAAUUGUGGCCAUGCAUUGAGCUGGAUCUACAAAGCACCUCUGGCCGCUUUUCUCUCAGUAAAUCUUCCAAUUGGGUGUGAACUUGGAGAAAGCAACCUAGAGAGACUUGUGACAUAAUUACUGUGAGUUCAGAUGUAUUUAAUAUCUUUUGGUUAUUCAAACACAUUGAGUCUCAGUUGCAUUUGCUUAUAGUUUAUAGUCUACACAAGGACCAAAAAUUAUCGUUUCAAAGAAAACCCAUCACAAUAUUCUGCUCACAUUUCCGUCAAGAUGUAUUGUCUUAAAUAUCUGUUUUGCUUUGGAUGACUUCGACCUUUUGUUAAGUUUUAUUUUAAUUAUUAGAUCCAGUUUAUAGAUGUAAUAUUCCUACUUUUGGAUUUUUGGCUUUCUUAAGUUUUGUUUUUAGAAAGAUUUUGAUGUGAGCAGUUUUUAUAUAUUACAUAUCAUGCUAUAGUGGAAGUUUUAGAGUAGAUAGUCGGUGCCCAAUGAAUAGACUAUAGGUGUCUAACUGAUUUCAAAAUAGAACAUAGUGCAGUUAACAACAUCUUUAAUCCUGAAACAAAUCUCUGAUUAAAUCAGUUUGAAUGGACAUUUGUAUUUUAAUUCAAAUGUUUAUUGCCAUUUCUUUUUUUUUUAUUGCACUAUAAAUACAGCUAUCUUAUGUUGACCACAUAAAAUGGGUUGUUAUUUUAGAAAUGUAAAGGAUGUUUUAUUACCCUUUAGCUAUUGUAACAUUUUCUUUUGCUUUGCUGUUAUUAUGAAAAUAAUAUUUGCUUAAAUGCCAAUGCAGUUAUAUAUAAAGUAAAUAUACCCUUAGUGCUCCAUUGUAUUUAGGAGGUAAAGCUACAGCUUAUUUAAUACCUUCCCUCAAGAUUGAAUGUCUCAGCAAGAUCAGUAGACUCCAUCUUUGGCAAUAUAUGAAAAAUACUGAACAAGUAUGUGUUGCAGAGAAUUUGUCUUUGCUCUUAAAGGAAUUCAGCAGAAAUAGUUAGACCGAUAUGUUGUGUUUGACUGAACCGUGAGACUCUUUUGGUUUGAUGAAAGCAACGUAGACAUACUUGGCCAUAAUAAAAAGACACUUUAUUUUAGAAAACCACUGUCAGGGAUGGCUGUUGAAGGUAUAUCAUUUUGGCUUUUUCUUCAACCAUAGGAUUUGACCACCUUUCAGUCAUCAGGUUAAUCAUCAACUCGUCUGAAUACCAAAAUUCUUAGUCCAGGAGAAUGAGCUUAAGCGAGGCUUGCAUUUGGUGAUCAAUACCAAUUUUAAAAUAAUAACUACCUCUUUUUUUUAGUGUUUAGUGUUUCUAUGUUUUUAGUGUACCUACAUUCCAAUAUUUCCUCCGCAUUUAUCCGAAGGAGCAGCUUUUUGCAGCAACCAGCCGGAGCAUAGUGGGGAUUUAGUCAGAACCCAGAGUGGCAGACUGUGUGUCCUCUCCAAGACAAAAUGCCCUGCUAAUCCAACAAUAAUAAUAAAAAAAAAACAACAACAACAGAACUUCUUAAGGUGUCAUAAAUAACCUAUCAGAGUCCAGCGCUGGACCUGAUUGACUCCUCAAAAAAAGCUGGGCAGAAACUCAGCAUUAUUGUUGCUAGAAGAUAUUCUAUAAUCUACUGAAUAACUGGGUUUACUGUUUAUCCAUUGACGGCACUCUGUGGAAAGACUGCCACAAACAGAUGAUUGCUUUGAGUUUAAGCAGAUAAUAAUUCUAAAAUCAUUUACUGGUGUUAGAAAAUUGUUGGCCAAAGUACUGCGCUACAGAUGAUGUUAAUAUGAAAUAUGUGUGCUUGAAAAUAAAUUGGAGGAUAUCUUCUGACAAAGAUCGUUAAGGGAAUGUUUUUUUUUUCAACUUUAGAGUUACAUCUGUCUCAUCUAAGCGUUAUUCGACCGGCUGUUGUAUAAAUGCUAAAGCUUGUAAACAGCAUGACAGCAAAAUAAAGUCUGACUUCUAUUAAUCCAUAGGCCCCAGGGUAGGAUAAA